AUCGCAAUGAAAUAAGAUAAAAAAAAGCAAACACUUCUUCAAAACCCUAAAAAUCAAAGCAAAGGUCCCAAACAAUAAGUCACAUAGAAACUUCCUGACGACAUGGUAUCUUGUAUUUUACCAUAUUAAAAUUAUGAUAGGAAUCAGAAAUCAGAGACUGUUUCAAUUUCUAUGAUCCCUCCAGAACAGGAUUCAUUAAUCGUCAGAAUAUGAGAUCAAUAUUGGGCAAUUUUGGUUUUAUCAAUAAAACUGUUAAAGACAUAGAAGAAGAAAUAAGAGAUGUUGUAGAAGAGUAUUGUCUCCUCCUAAUAUUAGAACUCGAGAUAGCUUUUCAUUGAAGGAUGUAAUAUAAUUGAUUUCCAGAAAGUGGUUUGAAAAUAAGGGCAGAGAUGAAGAAAUAGAUGAAAUCUAUGAAUUGUUUGUUAGAAAGUAAAAGUAACUAUUAAAUCAAGGGAUCGCAAAGUAGGAUUGGCUGAAAUAAAGAAUGUAUUUGCUCAAUAUCUUGACAUUCAAAUUAGUGAUGCUGACAUUCUCGAAUUCAUCUAGGAUGCAAGCAAAGAUAAAGAUGGUUUGACAAAGGAGGACAUCGCUGCUAAAAUGGGUUAUAUCUGAUAAUAAAAUUAUA
Paramecium octaurelia is the source of this 625-nucleotide messenger RNA. NCBI's taxonomy places the organism in Eukaryota, Ciliophora, Oligohymenophorea, Peniculida, Parameciidae. The record is from the annotation of a GenBank genome assembly.